Messenger RNA from Zea mays, 1622 nucleotides. RefSeq lists its product as uncharacterized. Lineage: Eukaryota; Viridiplantae; Streptophyta; Magnoliopsida; Poales; Poaceae. The coding region runs from base 224 to 1378 and encodes 384 amino acids. The transcript is spliced from 9 exons. The record is from RefSeq and is a predicted model, not a curated record.
GAGCGGCGUGGAGGCAUCGUCAUCUCCAUUUCUCUGCUAUGCUACACCUCCUCUGCAGUUCAUUCCGUUCGAUCUCCAUAAAGACCUUCCUGAGCUCCUCCUCCACCACCGCGCGGUGCAUAUUAGGCUCCAGAGCAACAAAGGACGGAGAGCAAUUUCGUCGUAGGCUGUUUUCCCUUCGUUUCCUCCUCGAUCGGCCGGUGAACGAACGGUGAUAAUAAUAAUGAGAUACCCGGUCGUCCUCACGGCGGCGUUCUCCGCAGCGGCAAUUGGAUUCUUGAUCGGAAUCUCCUUCCCGGUGCAAAUCACGCCCAAGGUAUACCCGUCCAGCUUCGUCGCUGACGACGCGGACAGCAGCACCCUGGGUCUGGGUGACAGCAAUGUGCUCGGAAGAUUCUCCACGGCACGCAAUAGCUGCAGCCGUGCUACUUCUACCGUGGGGGCAUCUCCUCCUCCAUCACCCAUCCUCCAGCAGCCAAACGCCACUGCCGCAGAGAAGGUUGUCGUCGUUGGACCGGGAAAGCCAAAAGGCGCGGCCAGGCUACCGCCGGGCAUCGUAGUGGAAGACUCGGAUCUUCAUCUCCGCCGGCUGUGGGGAAACCCACAUGAGGACACGCCUCCACGCAAGUACCUUCUGGUGCUGACAGUAGGGUACAGCGAGAAAGACAGUGUCAACGCGAUUGUUCAGAAGUUCUCGGAGAACUUCGACAUCAUGCUGUUCCACUACGACGGGCAGACGACGGAGUGGGACGCCGAGUUCGAGUGGUCCAGGCAGGCUGUUCAUGUCAGCGCCAGGAAGCAGGCGAAAUGGUGGUACGCCAAGAGGUUCAUGCACCCCAGCGUCCUGGCGCCAUACGAAUACGUCUUCCUGUGGGAUCAAGACCUCGGAGUCGAGGCCUUCGAGGCGGAGGCGUACCUCCGGAUCGUGAGGCGGCACGCGCUGGAGAUAUCCCAGCCGGGCUUGGACAUCGUCAGGGGCGUCAAGACCUACGACGUCAACGUCAGAAGGGAGGAGGGCGGUGAGAUUCACACGUCAGAUGGGUUUGUGGAGGUGAUGGCUCCUGUGUUUACAAGGGAGGCAUGGACUUGUGUGUGGCAUAUGAUCCAGAAUGACCUUGUCCAUGGUUGGGGCCUUGACUGGAACUUCUGGAGAUGUGUUAAUGAACCCAAGAAGCAUAUUGGAGUGGUGGAUGCGCAAUACAUAGCGCAUCACUUCGGGUUCACACUUGGGGACCAAGGCACAGAAGGAAAUCGUGGCCAGGUGAGAGACAGAGCAUCGGUUGAGUUUGGCAUCUUCAAAUCUAGAGUGGAUAAUGCUGAAAAGGCCUGGACAGCAACCACUCUUCCUGUACCAUCAGAUCCAAACUCCAAAUCGUAGCUACCAUUAUCCUCAACUCAUCAUCACAUGUGCACCUCAAAAUCUCUCUCUCUAUGUGUGUGUUUAUCAUCUAUCUCUCCCCCUAUAUUCAUUUAAAUAUGGACGAUUUGAAGAAAACUUAAUGCUUGGUUAAGCCAAGUGCAAUGUGCGUGUAUGCUCUACUAUUGUUAGCAUACAUCAGUAUGUAGUAAGCAUGACUGACAAAUAUCAAAUGAUUCAGAAAUCAAAAGAGUUGAGAAGAACA